GGAGAGAGCACACGCGUCGUCGACUCAGGAGCUGGUGGUUCGGCAACACUAACUAUUCCGAAUUUUCUGCACUUAGUGGAGAUGCCCAGUCGGGGAACGCGCCCGGAGGACAGCGCCGUGCUGCCUCCCACCGACAGCUCGACCCCACAGAAGGAGGACCUUUGCAGCAAGAUAAAAGAACAAAAAAUUGUUGUGGAUGAACUGUCUAACCUGAAGAAGAAUAGGAAAGUAUACAAGCAGCAACAGAACAGCAACAUAUUCUUUCUUGCAGACCGAACAGAAAUGCUUUCUCAAAGCAAAAACUUAUUAGAUGAACUGAAAAAAGAAUACCAAGAAACAGAAAACUCAGAGAAGACCAAAAUCAAGAAGUAGUCAACUUGACAUCACAUAAUCAUGUGUGGCAUUUGUUGUUCUAUAAGCUUCUCUGCUGAGAAUUUCAGUAAAGAUUUAAAGGAGGAUUUACUGUAUAAUCUUAAGCGACGCGGACCCAAUAUUAGUAAACAGCUGUCAAAGUCUGCUGUUAACUACCAGUGUCUAUUUUCUGGUCAUGUACUUCACUUGAGAGGUGUUUUGACUGCGCAGCCUCUGGAAGAUGGAAGAGGCAAUGUGUUCCUGUGGAAUGGAGAAGUCUUCAGUGGAAUAAAGGUUGAAGCUGAAGAGAA
Nycticebus coucang (slow loris) is the source of this 662-nucleotide messenger RNA. RefSeq names its product ASNSD1 upstream open reading frame (gene ASDURF). Lineage: Eukaryota; Metazoa; Chordata; Mammalia; Primates; Lorisidae. The coding region runs from base 82 to 372 and encodes 96 amino acids. The record is from RefSeq and is a predicted model, not a curated record. The transcript is spliced from 4 exons.